Messenger RNA from Spinacia oleracea (spinach), 1832 nucleotides. Its product is annotated as pentatricopeptide repeat-containing protein At1g60770. NCBI's taxonomy places the organism in Eukaryota, Viridiplantae, Streptophyta, Magnoliopsida, Caryophyllales, Amaranthaceae. The record is from RefSeq and is a predicted model, not a curated record. Gene Ontology annotation, molecular function: protein binding. The coding region runs from base 145 to 1617 and encodes 490 amino acids. Gene Ontology annotation, cellular component: mitochondrion. The transcript has 2 exons.
UUGCAAGUUGCUAUUCUCCCAGUCUCUCUCUAUUGACCAAAAUGCAACGGGUUUACUUCUCAAACUGACAGAAAACCCCCUUUCUAAAACCCUAACAAAUUAAUCCCAUUUUCCCAAUUCAGAUUCGAAAAUCUGGGAACUAAAAUGGCGUCGAUUUCAUUGAAAGGGAAGACGAAGAACAUUGCAAACAGGUCGAAGAGAUACGUAGAAGAAGCAUUAUAUGUUAAGCUGUUUAAAGAAGGCGGUGAGGAGGUUACUGUUCGUCAUCAAUUGAAUGAGUUCAUCAAGAGUGGCAAAAAAGUUUACAAAUGGGAAGUUGGUGAUACCAUCAAGAAGCUUCGAAGUCGCAAGCACUAUUUUGCUGCUCUCAAGCUUUCAGACACUAUGGCUAAAAGGGGCAUGAACAUGACAUUAAGUGAUCAAGCUAUCCAUCUUGAUCUCAUUGCCAAGACACACGGCAUUGCUGCUGCUGAGAAUUACUUUAUCGAUCUUCCCGAGUCAUCGAAAUCUAUAGAGUGUUAUGGCGCGCUUCUUAAUUGCUACUGCAAGGAGUUGAUUUCUGAUAAAGCUGAAGCACUUAUGGAGAAAAUGAAGGAACUAGGCCUCCCCAUUACAGCCAUGUCUUACAAUAGCCUGAUGACUAUGUACGCGAAAAGUGGUCAGCCUGAAAGAGUACCUGCACUGACACAAGAAAUGAAAGCAUCUAAUAUCAUGCCACAAAUAUACACUUAUAAUGUGUGGAUGAGAGCUUUAGCAGCUGUUAAUGACAUUGGAGGGGUUGAGAGAGUUUUGGAUGAGAUGAAGCGGGAUGGACGAGUAGCAGAAGAUUGGACAACAUACAGCAAUUUAGCAUCAAUUUAUGUUGAUGCUGGGAUGUCUGAGAAGGCUGAGAAUGCUCUUAAGGAGCUUGAGAAGCGGAACAUUUCUAAAGCACUUUCACCAUACCAAUUCCUCAUUACUUUAUACGGAAGAACAGGGAAUUUGCUUGAGGUUUAUCGUGUUUGGCGCUCUGUAAGGCUUGCAUUUCCUAAUACUCCAAAUAUUGCUUACUUGAAUAUGAUUCAAGUGUUGGUCAACUUGAACGAUUUGCCAGGCGCUGAGAAAUGCUUCAAGGAAUGGGAAUCUGGUUGUUUAAAUUAUGAUAUUCGGAUAUCAAACGUACUCAUUGGAGCUUACGUCAAAGGUGGUAUGUUAGACAAGGCUCAAGCGGUCAAAGAGCGCGCUAGUUGUAGAGAGGCUAAACCUAAUGCUAAAACUUGGGAGAUCUAUCUGGAUCAUUAUUUGAAGAAAGGGGAAACUAAGCUAGCGGUUGAGUGUAUUGAAAAUGCAAUAACCAGCGGUAAGGGACACAAAGCUAAGUGGGUCCCAUCAGGUGAAAUAAUCAAUGCAACGAUGCAACUCUUUGAACAGAACAAGGAUGUUGAUGGGGCUGAAGGUUUUCUGGAGAUUGUAAAGAAAGCUGUGGAUAAUUUGGGGGCAGAGCCGUAUGAAUCAUUGAUAAGAACAUAUGCAACUGCUGGAAGGACUAGUCCUUCCCUGCAUCGCCUAUUGAAGAUGGAAAAUAUAGAGGUGAAUGAGGCAUGUAAGAAGUUGCUUGACGCGAUUACUGUUGAAUGAGUUUCUUUGGCUUUUGACCUGUAAUUCUUGCUCUUACAAAUUUUGGCUAGUUGAUAAGCUUCUGCGAAUCUGCGGUUAUGCUAAGUGAUUUUGUUUCAAUAAUGGAUAUGGCCCAUUUUUGUGGAAAUUUUCUCUCAGAUUCGAUUGGGUGAAAUCUUAGUUCUCAUGUUUUGUGCAUCAGCAAUUAACCAGGUAAAUCCCUUAUUUUCUCGUUA